Messenger RNA from Rotaria socialis, 1341 nucleotides. The record is from the annotation of a GenBank genome assembly. NCBI's taxonomy places the organism in Eukaryota, Metazoa, Rotifera, Eurotatoria, Philodinida, Philodinidae.
AUGCUUCCACGUCAGCAUUUUACUCUUAUUGCAGCCAUCACCUUUCUCGGUGCUAUCGGAAGUAUAGCAGCAGCCGGCCAAAACUUUGCAGUACUUGUCGCUGGUUCAAAUGGCUACUUUAACUACCGACAUCAAUCUGAUGUAUGCCAUGCAUAUCAAAUUUUGCAUAAAAAUGGUAUUCCAGAUUCGAACAUCGUUGUCAUGAUGUAUGAUGAUAUUGCUAAAAAUCCAGAAAACCCAACAAAAGGCAUUAUUAUCAAUCAUCCAAAAGGUAAAGAUGUCUAUCACGAUGUACCACAUGAUUAUACUGGCAAUACUGUAACACCCAAGAACUUUAUCAAUGUUCUUCUCGGUAACAAGGAUGCUAUGAAAGGCGUAGGCAGUGGCAAAGUUCUUGAAAGUGGUCCCGAUGAUAAUGUUUUCGUCUUCUUCACUGAUCAUGGUGCCACCGGUCUUGUUGCUUUCCCAAAUGAUGUCCUUUAUGCUAAAGAUUUGAACAAAACAAUUGCUCAAAUGCACAGCCAAAAGAAAUACAAAGAGAUGGUUAUCUAUAUUGAAUCCUGUGAAUCCGGCUCCAUGCUUGAUGGUCUUUUACCUGAUAAUAUUAAUAUCUAUGCUACAACAGCAUCAAACCCAGAAGAAUCAUCGUAUGCAUGCUAUUAUGAUAGCGUACGUCAAACAUACUUAGGUGAUUUAUAUUCAGUUAACUGGAUGGAAGAUUCCGAUGCUGAAGAUGUUACUACAGAAACAUUGUUUAAACAAUUUCAAGUAACUCAAAAGAAAACAACUGAAAGUCACGUUAUGCAAUACGGUAAUCUUACAUUGGGCGCAACAGAUCACGUUAGUGACUUUCAAGGUGAAAAUAUGCUCAAUAAACCACAACCAAUGAGUCCACUUACAGAUCAUUUGAAUGCCAUGCUUAAACGUGAUGCUGCUGCUGUAGUCGAUGUUCGCGAAUCAAUUUUGUCUCGUCGUUUAGCUGCUCUACCAGUUGAUUCAGCUGAACGAGCUGCAGUUGAAAGCAAACUUGCCAAUGCUAUUCAACAACGAAAUGCUAUCGCAGGAACAAUUAAUUUGAUUGCCAAACGAUCAUUCGAAGUCAACCGUGCAAAUUUCUAUGAAUUAGUUACUUCACAACGUAUGAAAUUGACUCAACAUGAUUGCUACAAAUCUGUUACACAACAUAUACACGAAAAAUGCUUCGAUAUUCAAAAUGAAUAUGUCUUGGAUAAAUUAUGGAUCGUAGCUAAUUUAUGUCAAAUUGGACUUCAAGAUUUUGUUGUUAAAAAUGCCGUUAAUGCUGUUUGUGAGCCUCUUGGUCGUCAAGCCUUUGAAUAUUAA